This is a messenger RNA of Seminavis robusta, 2882 nucleotides long. Lineage: Eukaryota; Bacillariophyta; Bacillariophyceae; Naviculales; Naviculaceae. The record is from the annotation of a GenBank genome assembly.
GGAGGAGUUGCCUUGACUGUCGAUUUCCAGAACGGGUAGCAACAGAGACUGACCCUCACCCAGGAGAGACACAAGCACCACUACUAUCAGGCUGAAGAGGAUCAGACAUGUCUUCUUGGCAAUGGCAGUGAAGGACGCUCUCGGUUUGGGAGAUGACUGCGAUACCGCCACCAUGGUCGUCCCUUUGUGGGGGGUUGGUUGGUUGUUGAAGUGCACUGGCUGGCAAGUCUUUUCAUUCCUGCUUUGUUGGUUUUCGCGAAUAAACGUCGUACAUGUAUGCCUCUUGUGGUAAAUAAUCUUGUGGCACUCUUGUGGCACACAAGACCCCUCUUUUUUGGCUCUUGAAAGGCUCCUCACAAAAUUUGGGCAACUCGGGCACCAAGCAUCAUUCACCAACUACAGCCUGGUACUGUAGAGUCCUAGCUAGAAGGUAUUUACACAGAGGACGCCCCAAACGAUGCGUUUGUCCCCGUAUUGUACUCAUACUUUGAGAAGGCCUGGUGAUCAUGAAGCUACAAAAGUUCUCCUUUCAGCCCGCCUGGAAAUGUGUCGUCCUGCUUUUACUACUGCUACCGUUCCUGGCCAAAGGAGGCAUGUUCCGGACCAGGAGCCAUGAUCCAGAAGAGGAGAGCAGCACCCCCUUGAAUGCUCGUCAGCCAUUUGCCUUUUUGGUAUCCGGAGGUGGAUUUCGUACCACAACCAUUGGCAUGUCCAUGGCCCGGGCAUUGUCCCAAGCCUUUGAAGAAGUUGGAAACAAAUCGUGGGAGGAUGUGACACACGUCGGCUGCAACUCGGGUGGCAAUUGGUUCCUGGUGCCAUUCGUCUACAAUCCAAGUUUCUUUGCGGAAAUCACUCAAAAGACGGACAAGCACUUUUUUUUUGGGUUGUUUACCAUGGGCCAGGAUUACAAACCACUCAAGCACAUGGUUCGUGAAAUGGGCCAAAACUACAGUCAGAGUGCAUCCGCUGAGGCCGACCUGGAAGAGGAGUCUGAAACACUCAAGUGCCAUCUGGGGACAUCGUCAUUUGACAUGGGCGACUUGAUUUCCCUGGGUGUGAAGAUGCUCAACGUUGUAGACUUUGGAUCUGCCAUUACUGACUGGAGAAAGUACACCGAUGACAUUUUACGACCACUGGUUCCCAAUGUUGAUAGUCUUACCUACCGAGCGCCUCGGAAAGCCCUGCCACACGCCACAUUGAUCCAACAGCUGGCCCUUCAACCGGAUGCAUGGGUGGACCGACCCGAAGGAGGAACCAACAAUCAACGAGUCUACAAUCCAGGGGCAUAUUCGACGUAUCCCUAUGAUCCAAUCAAUCAGCCAUUUUCUCACGUUUCCAAAUCACAGAGUGCCACCGGAGACGUCGUUGACGGGUUCUUCUCCCCUCUGUUCGGGGAUAGCUUUGUCCUGCAGGGAGUCAAAGAUAAGAAUGGCGCUGGCAGCAAGAGGCAAGUCGAAGUGAGGUUCCCUCCGGAAUCGAGAACACUUGUUGGUCAAGUGUCUUCGUUAUCCUCUGCUGCCAUGGGAGCGCUAGGAUCUCCCACUCUUAUGAGAAUCGCGCUAGGAGAGUUGAUUGGGUCUGUCAAGAGGUGUUUGCCUACUCUGUGCACCGAGGAGCUUGCAGCUCUGGCUCCCUUUCUCAAAGGCGACUUGACUGCAUACGAGUUUGUGGAAAUUUUGCUGCGAGAGAUCAAUACGGGAAGAGACGUCCCUGAAAUCGUGGAAGACGUCUUGGACUGCCUUCCAAACGGACUGGAGGGUGUUGCCCCAGCGAUGCCGGUGGAACCCACGCAUGGAAGCUCAGAGCCACCCUGGACACCAACUUUUCGGGGGAUUGAUGGGGGGUACAUUGAGAAUUCAGUGAUUCACAGCACACUCGGUACUUUUAUCCAGAGCUGCGAGGUGGGGGAUGCCUCGCUCUUGUGUGAGGAAAAGACAAUCGACAUUGUUCUUGUCGACGACGGCUUUCUUCAUGCCUUUGGGACGGAAUGCUUCUUUGACAAUUCAGGGAUUGACAACCGUUGCAGACCAGCCGGGGAGCGAAUGAAACGCCAUGUAUUUUGGGACAUUCCAAGCCUGCAGAUAUUUCAAGAGCGGUUCCCAACCAACUGGACACAAUACACCAAACGAAGGUGUUGGACUCCUGAAUACUCAACAGCAGCUGUGCAAGUCCAAUCCAUCAUCAGCUACAUACAAGAAAAGUUCAAAGGAUCCCGAUGGACUUCAGGCACCUUCAACACGGUCGACAAUGAAGCCUUUGGAGUCAAGGCUGGCUACAAAGUCCGACUGCUGAUCUUUGAGAUCAACAGCCCCAUCACUCUCAACCCAAUUCUUGUCCCUCCCGCCGAAGCCAAGGCAACAUUUACAGGGUUUUACUCAAAGAUCGUCGAAGAGCAGGCCGAUGGAAUGCUGCCUGUGAUCACCAAAUGGCUCAAAGGCGAGAUCUAGUUGGUUGAACGAAAUAGGACGCCCGACUACAAAGAGGUUUCAGUAUUGAAGAGCACUACAUUUUGUCUCUGUAGGCAGGCAAGCCAGAGUUUUGAACCGCCAAACAGGUCGGUCUCAGCUCUUCCAACGGAACAUGGAAACAAGCGACAGCCCUGGGGGCAUGAUGACUUGAUUAGCUUGAGCCGGAGGCGUCCGGUUGAGGGCAUCAGGGCACCCCUUGGCAGUGCCCAAGAGUGGGCUUUGCUGGAAUUGAGGCAGCUUGCCCACAGCGCUUUGGCAGUUAUGAUCAUACGGAUGAUACUGGGUGGCCUCCAGUUUGGGAACUUUUUGAACGCAGUAUCUAAUCACAUAUGACCUAAUACCGUACGGUAGGUAGCUACCAGUCUCAUUACUAAUCAUAGCAUAACAUGUCCAAAGUGUAGUCAUGCUUCCAUG